UCUCUUUCCUUUCCUUCUUUUAAAUUUAUAUUUAUACAUCUCCACACCCUUCACCCACCUCCCAAAACUUAAACACUAAUCUCUCUCUCUCUCUCUCUCUCUCUCUCUCUCUCUUUCUCUCUCUUCAUUAGUUCCCAGAUCCUCUUCAAUGGCCUCGUUAAUGCUGUUGCUGCUCCUGCUCCAAUCUCUUCUCCCUCUACUAAUAUUCUCCCUAUUCUCAGGGGUGUCGGCGGUGGCGACGUUCACGAUCGCGAACAAUUGCAGGUACGCAGUGUGGCCGGGGAUUCUGUCGAGCGCCGGCGCUGCGCCGCUGGCGACGACGGGGUUCGCGCUCGCGCCGGGCGAGGCGCGCGCCGUCGACGCGCCGGCCGGGUGGUCGGGGCGCAUCUGGGGCCGAACGCUCUGCGGCGGCGGCGGCGGCGGCGGGGCCUUCUCUUGCGCCACGGGCGACUGCGGCUCCGGCGCCAUCGAGUGCUCUGGCGGCGGCGCCGCGCCGCCCGCCACGCUCGCCGAGUUCACCCUCGACGGCAGCGGCAGCAACGACUUCUACGACGUCAGCCUCGUCGACGGGUACAACAUCCCGAUGCUGGUGGCCCCGCAGGGCGGCAGUGGGCCCAAUUGCAGGCCCACCGGGUGCCUAGCGGAUCUGAACGGGGUGUGCCCAUCGGAUCUGAAGGUGGUGGUGGGCGGCGAGGGGGUCGCGUGCCGGAGCGCCUGCGACGCGUUCGGGGCGCCGCAGUACUGCUGCAGCGGUGCGUACGGUAGCCCCAGCACCUGCGGGCCGACGUCGUACUCGCUCUUCUUCAAGAACGCGUGCCCGCGGGCUUACAGCUACGCCUACGACGACGCCACCUCGACGUUCACCUGCGCUGCCGCGACCGCCUCCUCGUACAUCAUCACAUUUUGCCCCAGCACAUCCAGCUUGAAGUCGUCGAGCGCGAACCCGGAGGCCGCGGGGCUGCCGCUGAUCAACAACACCAUGGUCUUUGUGAGUGGUGCUGCUGUGCCGGGCCGUGCCGAUCGCCGUAGUGGGCUCCACCUCUCCCUCCUCCUCGUCGUCUCUGUACAUAUGCUGACGUGGCACUUUUUCCUAUUCUCACGCCCCUUUUAGUUAGAUCCACACGUGCUCCUCCCCACGUGCGCGCGGGUUGCUAUUCUCACGCCGCUCUCCACGCCAUUCGUAGUGCGGAACCCCUCAAUUACAAGCAAUUUUGAACUAGGCCCUUCACUUUUUUUUUUUUUUUUUUUUUUACUUUUAUUAGUUGUAUUUUCUUAGCUUCUAAUUUUUUUGACUUUAAACAAUUGUCAUUAAAUCUAGUGACUUUGUUUCAA
Molecule: messenger RNA, 1332 nt
Organism: Ananas comosus (pineapple)
Lineage: Eukaryota; Viridiplantae; Streptophyta; Magnoliopsida; Poales; Bromeliaceae
Product: thaumatin-like protein 1b
Exons: 4
Coding region: 149-1111 (320 amino acids)
Biological process (GO): defense response
Cellular component (GO): extracellular region
Source: RefSeq, a predicted model, not a curated record